AUGAGCAACCUCAAGCGAAAAGACGCCCCUGGCGGUAACCCCCCCGCCAAAUCGGCAAAGAACACAAAAGAAGCCCGACCUACAACAAAAGAGAAAGUCGGCAAGGAUGCGAAGCCCGCUCCCAAGAAGAGCGCCGACGAGCCUGAGAAGGCUCCCGUCGUCUCAAUCUUGAAGGAGGAUGAACCAAUGUUCCCUCGAGGUGGCGCAAGCGUUCUUACUCCCCUAGAGCAGAAGAAGAUUAACAUCGAAGCCAAGGCUGAUGCCAUGCGCGACGAGGAAUUCAACACUGCCAGCAAAGAUCAAAAGAAGAAGAAGAGGAAGUCUGCCCUGAAGGGCGAUAAGAAGGCGGACAAGAAGACUGGAGAGGAGGAACAAACAAUUCGAGUUGAGAGUCUCAGUUUCAAGAAAUUGGUCAAGGGCUCUCUUGUCCUUGCGCAGGUCACACGAAUCAACAGCCUCGACGUCGAAGUCGCAUUACCAAACAAUCUUACUGGUCACAUCUCAAUCGUUGCCAUCUCUCAACAAUUGACCGAGCGUCUCGAGAACGAGACCGCCGACAAGGACAACGACGAUGAGGAGGAAGAAGCCGAUGACGAAGAGGGCAUCGAUCUUAAGUCAAUCUUUGCCGUCGGUCAGUACCUUCGAGCCUACGUUGUAUCCACUGUCGAGGAAUCCACCACUGGAAAGGGCAAGCGACGCAUAGAACUCUCUCUUCGACCGAGCGAGGCCAACACUGGCUUGGAAAAGGACGACGUCGUUCCCAACGCCACAGUCAUGGCAUCUAUUGCCAGUGUCCAGGACCGUGGCUUUGUGAUGGAUACCGGCAUCGAGAACCUCGGUGCUUUCUUGUCAAGAACUGAGGUUGACAAGACCAUUGACGAGAAGAGAUUGCAACCCGGCGCUGUCUUUUUGUGCCAGGUUGUCAGCAAGGGCGCCAACGGCAAAAUUGCGCAGCUCUCGCUCCAGCAGAAGAAGAUCGGCAACCCCAAGAACCUACCAGCUGAUGCGACUACCAUCAAGACUUUCCUUCCUGGUACUAUGACCGACGUCCUUGUCUCCAAUACCGAUCGACGAGGACUCUCUGGAAAGAUUAUGGGCCACCUCGAUGUGACUGCCGAUAUUAUUCACUCUGGUGUUGGUCCAGCUGGUGUGAGCCUGGACACAGCCUACAAGAUUGGCUCCAGGGCCAAGGCCCGUGUUAUCUGCAACUUUCCAGGUGCCAGAGAGCCCAAGCUUGGAAUUUCUCUUCUCCCCCAUAUCACCACUCUUGAGAAGAAGCGACCUACCAAGUCAACCGACUCCAAGAAGAACCCCACACAAGUGCUGCCCAUCUCAUCAUUGGUCGAGACCUGCACUGUUCGCCACGUUGAACCUGAUAUCGGUUUGUUUGUUGAUAUCGGUAUUCCUGGUCUCAGCGGAUUCGUUCACAUUUCUCGGGUGAAGGAUGGCAAGGUGGAGGCGCUCUACGAGUCGAGCGGCCCCUUCAAGGUUGGCUCAGAGCACAAGGGUCGCGUUGUUGGCUACAACGAAAUCGACGGACUUUUCCAAAUAUCUUUUGAGAAGUCCAUUCUUGAGCAGGAAUAUCUCAGGCUUGAGGAUGUCCCCAUCGGUGCAAUUUUGACAUGCGAGAUUGAAAAGGUUGUCAUCGAUGAGAGGGGUGUCAGCGGCCUGAUCGCUAAGGUCGCGGAAGGUAUCAGUGGCUUUGUUCCUGAGCAACAUCUUUCUGAUGUCCGACUACAACACCCCGAGAAGAAGUUCCGACAGGGUAUGAAGGUUAAGGCUCGAGUCCUUUCUACCAACUUGGACAAGAAGCAGAUGCGCCUUACCUUGAAAAAGACCAUCGUCAACUCCGAGGCGCCCGUUAUCAAGUCUUACGACGAAGUCAGUGUUGGUAUGCAGAUUCCUGGUACCAUCAUCAAGGUCCUGUCAUCCGGUGCUAUCAUUCAGUUUUUCGGCACUGUUCAAGGAUUCCUGCCCAUAUCCGAGAUGAGCGAGGCUUACAUCAAAGAUCCCAAGGAGCAUUUCCGAGUGGGUCAGGUUGUCAGCAUUCAUGUUCUUGAUGUCCAACCUGAGGAUAAAAGACUGGUUGUUUCGUGCAAGGACCCUUCUGCUUUCGGUCUGGAGAAGCAGAAUGCUCUGAAGAAGCUUCAGCUUGGUGAUGUUGUUUCUGCGAAGGUCACACAGAAGACCGAGGAUCAAGUCUUUGUUGAGCUCGCCGAUUCUCAGCUCAAGGCCACCCUCUUUGUUGGUCAUCUGACUGACAAAUCGAACUCCAAGAACCAAUAUGCCCUCAAGCGUAUUGCUGUUGGACAGACCCUUUCUGACUUGGUGAUUAUUGAGAAGGACGACAACCGACGUGUCAUUGUCCUUAGCCACAAGCCUAGCCUCCUUGACGCUGCAAAGAACAGAACUCUGUUGACCAGGUUCGAGAAGGCCAAGGAAGGCAAGAUCGUGGCCGGUUUCGUCAGAAACAUCACCGUCACCGCUGUGUUUGUUCAGUUUGCUGGAAACCUGACUGCCCUUCUUCCCAAGGCUCGACUUCCUUCCGAUGUUCAGGAUCAGCCUGACUUUGGCAUGCACAAGCACCAGUCCAUCGAGGUUAAGAUUGUUUCCGUCAUUCCCGAUCACCAGCGCAUCGUGGUGGCCCCAGCUGACUUUGACGAAACUGCUGAGCUGAGCAAGAAGGGCAAGGCCAACGAGAAGCCUGCUGCUACGGAUGACAUUGAGCUGGGAACAAUCACCAGCGCAAAGAUCACCUCUAUCAAGGAUACCCAGCUCAAUGUUCAACUCGCCAACAGCAAGGUUCAAGGUCGCAUUGACGUUUCUCAGAUCUUCGACAAGUGGGAAGAUAUUCCCGACCCCAAGGAUCCUCUCGACAAAUACAACAAGAAGCAGAAUAUCUCUGUUCGUGUGAUGGGAGUCCACAACGCUAAGGAUCACAGAUUCUUGCCGUUCUCCCACCGCUCUCUUCACUCUGUCCUUGAACUCACUGCCAAACCUAGCGACAUCAAGGCCAAGACACUUAAGUCCCUUUCUCUUGAAGAUCUUAAGGUUGGCGACACUCACGUCGCUUUCGUCAACAACUCUAGUCCCCAACAUCUCUGGGUCAACCUUUCCCCUUCCGUCCGUGGCAGGAUUUCUGCCAUGGAGGCUUCAGAUGAUUUGUCACAGCUCAACGAUCUGGAGGCGAACUUCCCCAUUGGCUCAGCCCUGAAGGUUAGAGUCACAGCUGUGGAUGUCCGCAACAACCGUCUUGACCUUUCAGCUCGUUCGUCUAACUCGUCUGAUGCUGUUACCUGGAAUGUCCUGAAGCAGAACAUGGUCCUUCCUGGACGAGUCACAAAGGUCAACGAGCGCCAGGUUCUGGUCAAGCUCAGUGAGGUUGUAUCAGGCCCUGUCCAUCUCCCUGAUAUGACUGACGACUUUGACACAAUCAACACUCUCAACUAUAAGAAGGAUGAUAUUGUUCGUGUUUCUGUGGUCGAACUGGACUCAAGUAACAAGAGACUCCGACUGUCAACCCGCCCUUCUCGUAUCAUGAGCUCAACCCUUCCAGUCAAGGACAAGGAGAUCAACGAUGUUUCUCAGCUCGAUGCUGGCGACAUCGUCCGAGGUUUCGUGAAGAACGUCUCUGAUAAGGGACUCUUUGUCCUCCUUGGUGGACAAGUCACUGCUCUGGUCAAGAUUUCCAACCUGUCAGACCGCUAUCUGAAAGAGUGGAAGGAUCAUUUCCAAGUCGAUCAACUAGUCAGGGGUCGUGUCAUUGCUGUCGACAAGCUGACUCGUCAUGUCGAGUUGAGCUUGAAGUCUUCUGUGGUUGACGAGGACUACACUCCUCCCACCACCUACAAUGACAUCCAGGAAGGUCAGGUUGUUACGGGCAAGGUCCGCAAGGUCGAGGACUUUGGUGCUUUCAUUUUGAUCGAUGGUUCCGAUAACGUCAGUGGUCUUUGCCAUCGAAGUCAAAUGGCUGAGCAGCCCGUCAAGGACGCUACAAAGCUUUACAAGGAAGGCGAUGCCGUCAAGGCUCGUGUUCUAUCCGUGGACGCCGAGAAGCGACGAGUCACGUUCGGAUUAAAGCCUUCACUAUUCGAGGACGUUGACUCUGAUAUGGAUAACUCCGAUGCUGGUGUCAGUCUUGGUGAGGAUGACAGCGAUGACGAUGAUGUCGAUAUGGAUGACACUAGCACUAUUCUCAAGAUUCUCGGCACAGACAACGCUGGAGACUCGGAUGAUGACGAUGAAGAUGAAGAUGACGAGGACGAAGAUGAGGACGAGGACGAGGACGAGGAUGAAGACGAGGAAGAUGAGGAUUCGGAUGUGGAAAUGGAGGACCAGCCAAUUAGGAAGUCCAAGGGUCUCGGUGCUGGCAAGAAAUCGGAGUGGUCCGCUGACCCCUUCGAUGAGCCUGAGUCAGAGUCAGAGGAACAGGCAAAGGAUGCUGAGAAGCCCAAGAAGAAGAAGCGAAGCAGGGAUGAGGUCCAGAUCGACCGAACCGCUGAGCUCGAUACCAACGGCCCUCAAACGUCUAGUGACUACGAACGAUUACUUCUCGGACAACCUGACUCGUCAGAGCUGUGGAUCGCUUACCUCGCAUUCCAAAUGCAAGUUGCUGAGCUCUCCAAGGCACGAGAGGUUGCCGAGCGAGCCAUCAAGACCAUCAACAUCCGUGAAGAGACCGAGAAGCUCAAUGUUUGGGUCGCCUACCUCAACUUGGAGGUUGCCUACGGAACCAAGCAGACUGUGGAGGAGGUGUUCAAGCGGGCUUGCCAAUACAACGAUCAGCAGGAGAUUCACGAGCGACUGGCCAGUGUCUACAUCCAGUCCGAGAAGCUCAAGGAUGCUGAAGCCUUGUUUGAGACAAUGGUCAAGAAGUUCGGUGCCAAGUCUCCCAAUGUCUGGUUGAACUACGCCCACUUCUUGCACGCCACCCGAAACAAGCCUGACGGAGCUCGUGCUCUGCUACCAAGAGCUACCCAACAACUUGGCAAAUCCCACCACACAAACCUUAUGACUCGCUUCGCUGCUCUGGAGUUCAGAUCUCCCAACGGCGAGCCUGAGCGUGGACGAACUAUGUUCGCGGGUCUUCUAGAGGCUUUCCCCAAGAAGGGUGAUAUCUGGAGUCAGCGUCUCGAUCUCGAGCUUGGACUUUCAGAACCUGACCCAGUUAUUAUCCGCGAUGUUUUCAAGGCACGAACACGCGUCCAAGGCUUGAAGCCCCUGCAGGCAGAGAAGUGGUUCAGACGCUGGACGGCCUGGGAGACUGACUCCAAGAAGAAGAGCGAGGCAAUGGCAGCAGCUCAGAAAUGGGCGGCUGACUUCAAGGCGAAGAAGGAAGCUGCUGCUGCCGCCGCUGCCGAGGAGGCGGAUGAGAUGGAGGAGUAG
Molecule: messenger RNA, 5385 nt
Organism: Fusarium poae
Lineage: Eukaryota; Fungi; Ascomycota; Sordariomycetes; Hypocreales; Nectriaceae
Exons: 3
Coding region: 1-5385 (1794 amino acids)
Biological process (GO): rRNA processing
Cellular component (GO): nucleolus; small-subunit processome
Molecular function (GO): RNA binding; protein binding
Source: RefSeq, a predicted model, not a curated record